This is a messenger RNA of Humulus lupulus (European hop), 1981 nucleotides long. RefSeq names its product berberine bridge enzyme-like 21. The record is from RefSeq and is a predicted model, not a curated record. Bases 45 to 1667 code for a protein of 540 amino acids. The transcript has a single exon. NCBI's taxonomy places the organism in Eukaryota, Viridiplantae, Streptophyta, Magnoliopsida, Rosales, Cannabaceae. Gene Ontology annotation, molecular function: oxidoreductase activity; FAD binding.
CAGGGUUGGGUUGGCUUGUCCUUCACCUAAUAUAGAUCAUCAAAAUGAUUCCUCUAGCUUUGAUUUUUGUUCUUCUGAACAUUUUUUAUUCAAGUUCGUUAGCAGAAUCAACACCACAAUCUGAAUCAAAAUACUUGCCGUUCCUCCAAUGCAUGCAAAACUACACAAAAGGCAAUGUGAAGGACAUAAUCUACAACGAAGCCAACCCUUCCUACACCUCAGUUCUCCGCGCCUACAUACGAAACGCUCGUUUCAACAUUUCCUCCACCUUGAAGCCUGACCUCAUCGUCACAGCCGCCACUGAGUCCGACGUUUCGGCCACCGUAUUAUGCACCAAAGCCUCCGGCCUGCGCCUCAAAACUCGAAGCGGCGGACACGACUACGCCGGCGUCUCCUACACCUCUGCUGUCCCCUUUGUCAUCCUCGACAUGUUUCAGCUCCGCUCGAUCACCGUUGAUGUUGCUGAUCAGUCGGCUUGGGUUCAGGCUGGUGCUACGCUCGGUGAGCUGUACUACAACAUUUGGAAGAACAGCAAGGUCCUUGGCUUCCCGGCCGGAAUUUGCCCGACUGUCGGCGCUGGAGGACACAUUAGCGGCGGAGGUUAUGGAAAUAUGAUUAGAAAGUAUGGCUUGGCGGUUGACUAUGUAAUUGACGCGAAAAUAGUCGAUGCCAAAGGCAACAUUCUUGACAGAAAACAAAUGGGGGAAGAUCUUUUCUGGGCGAUCCGAGGUGGUGGCGGAGCCAGUUUUGGAGUCAUUUUGUCGUACAAGCUGAAGCUCGUUCCGGUACCGGAAAAAGUUACCGUUUUCCAAGCCGAAAGGUCCUUGGACAAGAACGAAAGCAUGACGGACUUCGUUGUCCAAUGGCAAAACGUUGCCCCAACCACAGACGACGGCCUUUUCAUGAGAAUGCUCGUACAACCAACCUCUUCUACUGUCACCAAAAAAGGGAAAACAGUCAAAGUUACCAUCAUUGCCCAAUAUCUCGGCACAGCUGACACUCUCGUGUCUGCUUUGGGGAAGGAGUUUCCACUGUUGGGAUUGAAGAAGGAGAACUGUACGGAAUUGAGUUGGAUCGAUUCCGUUCUUUGGUGGGCUAAAAUGGACAACGCCACUUCCCCCGAUGUUUUGCUUGAUAGGAAUGUUAACUCAGCGAUCUUCGGGAUAAGAAAGUCAGACUACGUUCAGAAUGCAAUUCCUCCAACUGGGUUGGAAUCGCUUUGGGCAAAGAUGAGUCCAGGUAAAGUGGGACUGGUUUUCAAUCCAUAUGGAGGCAAAAUGAGCAAGGUGCCAUCGACGGAGACUCCGUUUCCUCACCGGGCGGGGAAUCUUUUCAAGAUUCAAUACUCUGUGGGUUGGAAAGAAGAUGAGCCUCAAGCCGAGAGCCAAUAUUUGGCAGAGAUAAGGAGUCUUUAUAGUUUCAUGACCCCAUAUGUGUCCAAAAAUCCAAGGUCUGCUUUCUUGAAUUAUAGGGACUUGGACAUUGGUAUCAAUAGUCACUCUGGUAAGAAUAGCUAUGAGGAAGGCAAGGUUUAUGGAGUGAAGUACUUUGGUAACAAUUUUGAUAGGUUGGUAAAGGCGAAGACUGCAGUUGAUCCGGAGAACUUCUUCAAGAGUGAGCAGAGUAUCCCUGUUCUACCGGCGAAGGCUUUUAGAAAACUUUUAUAAUGAAACGAUACUAGUUGGUGCUGGGAUCACUGAAGUGUAGAACUCGCUAAUGAAUUAAAGUGUGUGAACUACCUAUUGGUGCACAUGAAUAACAUAACUUUUCACUAACAUUUAGCAUGUCAUAUAUAAAUAUAUAUUAUUCAUUUCGACUUAAAAAGUUGAAAGAACAAAUAUUAAUGCACAUGUACUGCACCAUCUCAUUUUCUCUUGUGGUUCCAACAUCAUUGCUAUUGUAUUUAGGUGGAUCCCCUAGUCAUCAGAAUAUCAAAUAUUCAACCAUUCUAUUGGCAAAGUUGCUAUGUAUUUUUUUUUAA